AGCCCUCGGUUUAACUGUGUGCGUUUAUCUGACGUCAUGACGCACUGACGUAAACAUCCUGCCCGUGCAUUCGUUGAUACAUAGAACAUAUUGAUAGAACGACGCGUUCGUUGGAACUCUGGUGAGUUGGUUCCACGUUGCCUCAAGAUCUCAGUCGUUUCGAUUACGUUGCAAUGUUUUCUGAAGACGUGAGUGUUACACUGCGCUGCACCUGCUAAAGCGACGGCUGCGUCUAUUCUGAAUUCACGUUAAAAUAGUUGCGCGUCGAUUAAGUUGGUCGAGGUUGUUUUCGGUUUAAGGACAGCCAGGCUGUCUGCCUCAACUAUCAAUCACAUGUCGACGGAGGAUCUGUCCACUUCCGACAGCGAGGCUGCCUUCGCGGAAGCUGGGGAGCGCUGGGCGCCGGUGGGGGCCGUGGCCAGCCCGGAGGAUGAGCAGUGGAAGAGGGGCACACGGGCUGUCUCUGUGUCGUCCGGCGAUGCAGACCUGGUGUCCAGGCUGAGGAAGCUGGAGGAUGAGCAGGAGCAGCUGAACUCGUCGCUCCUCGCAUUAACGUCUCACUUCGCUCAAGUGCAGUUUCGGCUGAAACAGAUCGUCCACGCGCAGAGCGACGAGAAAGAGAGGAUGCUGCUGGAGCUCGAGGAGUUUGCUUUCAAAGGAUGUCCUCAUGUUAUAGGCUGCAGGGCACAGGAUGCUCAGAUGCUGGAAAACGCUAGUGAAAGAGAGAAGAGGGAACGCUUGGAAGCUCAGAGAAAGAAGCAGAAGGAGCUGAUUCUCCAGCUGAAGACUCAGCUUGAUGACCUGGAGCGCUUCGCCUACCAGGAGGGCAGCUAUGACUCCCUGCCUCAGUCUGUGGUCAUGGAGAGACAGAAGGUGAUCAUUGAUGAGCUGAUUAAGAAGCUGGAUGUGAAUCUGAAUGAAGACAUUGGGAACCUCACUCCAGAGGAGCUGCGACAGAGAGUGGACGCGGCUAUAGCUCAGAUAGUCAACCCGGCUCGAGUCAAAGAGCAGCUGGUGGAGCAGCUCAAGACCCAGAUCAGAGACCUGGAGAUGUUCAUUAACUUCAUACAGGAUGAAGUGGGGAACCCUCUGUUAAAUGAUGGUGUGAAGAGCCAACAGGCCCGUGCUGCCGGACCAAACACUGGAGCCACUGGAGGGAUGAAGCGAGUGGAUCCCGAACAGGCCCAGAGGAUGCGGGAAACCGGGCUUCAGCUGAUCCAGAGAGCCUUAGCGGUGCUGCAGAUCUUUGCUCUGAGUCAGUUCGGAUGUGCCGCGGGUCACAUGCCCCAGAACAUGUGGUCUCAGGGUGGCGAGGCUCAAGAUUUCGGCCCCCUGCUGCAGAAACUUGAAGGAGCCGUGGAGCGUGUACGCCUGCAAGCCUCCCGCCAGCAGCCCAGCUCUCAGGACGAACACGUGGUCAGCUACUCUGCCUGUCUGACGCCUGGAGGACCUCGGGACGAACUCACCGCUUCUGUGCGUAAAGAACUGGCCUUGGCGCUCCGGGACCUACUGGCCCACGGACUCUACGCUCCUUCUCAAGGCAUGAGCCUGGUCCUUGCCCCCAUUUCUUGCCUGCUGCCCUUCAGCUCUUCUCCCGAGAGCCUGCAUCCCUGGGAACUUUUCGUCAAGUACUAUCAUUCCAAAAAUGGCCAGGCGUUUGUGGAAUCGCCCGCCCGCCAGCUCUCUCAGUCCUUCAGUUUACCUGUAGGGGACGGUCCUGUGACGGUCACACCCAAGCAGUCUCUGUUAUGGGCCAUCCAUACGGUUCUUAAAGAGCAUGGGCGAUUCAAGCGCAGCGCAGACUCUGAGUUUAAGGCCUUGGUGUGCAUGGCGCUCAAUGAACAGAGGCUUGUGUCCUGGCUCAACCUGCUGUGUAAGUCUGGGACACUCAUCCACUCACACUACCAGCCCUGGAGCUACAUGGCCCAGACGGGCUUCGAAGGUGCCCUGCGUAUCUUGGGCCACCUCAGCCAUCUCAAAUUCAGCCUUCCUGUAGAUCUGGCUGUCAGGCAGCUUAAAAACAUCAAAGAUGCAUUCUAAGCAAAAUAAAUAAAUGGGAAUUUUGUUGGGUUGAGGGAAAAGGGAUAACCAUCCCAACCCUCAUAAUCUUAAAAAAUAUAUAUAAAAAAUAACACUAUUAACACUAAUAGAAAUAACACUAACAACAUUAUAUAUAAAAUUAAUUUCAAUCAACUUAAAAGAUGCUCCCAGAUCAACAAGUACACUGGAAUUAAAAAUUGGAAAUGAAGCAACUUGUGCACUUUCUUGAGACUCCGUUGGGUCUGUUGCUGUUGCUGAAGAGGAUGAUGAUGAAGGCAGGUUUUAAUAUGCUGCAUGGGUCACAACACAAAGGAAAUGUGCUCUGUUUAGUGUCCCUGAGUAAAUGCCUCUACAUUACCUUUGAAUGGAUUUGUUAUGCUAAGCUUUUACCAAAAUCAGCCACUAUGUAGAAGAAUGAGUUAUUACUUGAAGUCUUUUCAAGGGCCAUUGCAAAUGUUUGAGAUCUACAGCACUACAGUAUCUAUAUAACAUAUUCUACACACACACACAGUGACAAAAUAGUGACUAAUCUUUUUUGGUUCUAAAUUUAUGUAGCCAAAUGCCCUCAUUUUCUGAGCUUGUACUACAUUAUUUUACAGUGGUUCACAGACAAAUCAUAGGAUGUUUUAAUUAAAGAUUGGAUUACAGUUGCAUUAUUAAGGGUCAUUGCAUUUCAAACAGUGGCAUAGCACAUAUCACUGGUUCAUUGUUUUAUUGCAUCUUUCUUAGGUCAAGCAACACACUCAGGUCAUUCUGAACAAACAAAAAGAUGUUCAUUAGUGUUUGUAAAUCACUGGAAAACCACUUCUCUCUCCCUAACUCCUUUCCACAGCCUGGCCCUUCCAGCCAGGUGACACCUUAAAAAUGAUUGUAGAAAACUGCAUCUUUGUUGUCGUGCUGCCCGCUCGCCGGAGGACAUGAACAGCAUGUGAACUGAAUGAAAUGAGGUCAUUUGCUGAAUAUGUGUCUGAUAUGCUGUGCAUUGGAACUGACUGAAUUAUUUAUGGCCUGUUUUGCAAUGCCAGCAUUCAGAGGCUCUGCUUGAAAACCUGCCGUUUCUGUGCUUUGUCAAUCCUUGUUUACUGUUCUGAAAUAUUGAAUGUACAAUCCUUGGGAUUGUAUCGUGCUACUGUAGCUGAUCUGAUUCCAGGUUCCUUAAACCACUCUGAAUACUGAUUCACUGAUACGUUCAUCAAGUAAGAAGGGACUGUCUGCUACCCCAUAUCAUGGAAAUGGAAUCUGUACUCUGUGUAUUUCUCUGCAGCAUUAGAAUAUGGAGGAAUGGUUGUGAUGCAUUUAUUAAGGCUGCUUAGCUAACCCUUAUUUAAUGUAGUCUCCCCCACCCCAUUCUUUCCUUUAUUUUCUUCUUUUUUAUAGUAAUAUAUCAGUUUGAAUACAUGCUUGGGCCUAUUUUGAUGUCUAUUUGUUUGUUUUGUUCUAUCAAAUCUAUUUAAGAAAUUAUUAUUGUCUUUGUACCUCUUCUUAGAAAGAAAUAGACUAUCAAUUAUUUCACUAGUGAUUUCAAAUCUGGGUCAAUUACAUUCCCUUUUAUAAAAUUUGUGCCAUCGUUUUUGGAUGUUGUGAUGGUCUCUUUUCAGUAAUUUCAUGGAUUAAAUGUUCCGAAUGCUCUA
Messenger RNA from Carassius gibelio (silver crucian carp), 3671 nucleotides. Its product is annotated as RUN domain-containing protein 1. The coding region runs from base 334 to 2040 and encodes 568 amino acids. NCBI's taxonomy places the organism in Eukaryota, Metazoa, Chordata, Actinopteri, Cypriniformes, Cyprinidae. The transcript has 5 exons. The record is from RefSeq and is a predicted model, not a curated record.